Molecule: messenger RNA, 1515 nt
Organism: Cataglyphis hispanica
Lineage: Eukaryota; Metazoa; Arthropoda; Insecta; Hymenoptera; Formicidae
Product: serine/threonine-protein kinase 16
Exons: 6
Coding region: 295-1251 (318 amino acids)
Biological process (GO): protein phosphorylation
Cellular component (GO): cytoplasm; Golgi apparatus
Molecular function (GO): protein serine/threonine kinase activity; ATP binding
Source: RefSeq, a predicted model, not a curated record
CAAAAUUCACUGCCAGUAUAGAAAAUAUUCAAUUCACGUAUAUUAUAUAUUUCUAGUACUGGUGAUGAAUUUUGGAACACGGCCCGUGAUCAUGUGAAAUGUGAACUCUCAUCGUUCGACACAAAAUGCCACUACUACUGGUAGUUCAUAAAAUUCUAAUCUAACCUAAUUAUAAUUGACGUGUCAAAGUCAAAACCAAAACAUUUGUAUGCUCUGAGCAAGAGAGAUCGGCGAGAUAUUUCUCUCGCCAGAUUUAUUUUCAUUUUUAUUACGAUGAGAUAAUCAACUGUGAGAAUGAAUAGCCUAGGUUUAAAUCUAAUUUUAAGAAUGGGUUGUAUAUGUGCCAAAGAGACCAUUACGGUAAAUUCGAGGAAGUACAGGGUCCGCGAACAUCUUGGCGAAGGUGGAUUCAGCACAGUACUCUUAGUCGAAGAUAUUGUUACGCACAAAAAGUAUGCUAUUAAGAAAAUUGUUUGCUAUGGACCAGAGGACCAACAAUUGGCAACGAAAGAAAUUGAAUACUAUAAGUUGAUAAAGCAUCCAAACAUUAUAGAAUGUAUAGAUUCGGCAUGUAUAGGUACAGCAGACCCAAUUCUUAAUAUGACGAGUGAGGUGUUGAUUGUUUUACCAUAUUAUCAUAAAGGAACCUUAGCAGACGAAUUGGAACAGCGAGCAAGAAAUUAUGAUUACAUGAGUCCUAUAGAUAUUCUCAGCAUUUUUUUACAGAUUUGUGAGGGUGUGAAAGCAUUUCAUGAGGCUAAACCAGAACCUCUUGCUCAUAGAGAUUUGAAAACUGCAAAUAUAGUACUUAGCGACGACAGAACCCCUGUAAUUAUGGAUUUAGGUUCUAUGACAUCUGCCAGAGUUCAAGUAUGCGGUACUCAAGCUGCACGAGUUUUACAAGAUUUAGCAGCUGAAAGAUGUUCUAUGCCAUAUAGAGCACCAGAGUUAUUCAAUGUCGAGAGCUAUUCUAUGGUUGAUGAACGAACAGACAUUUGGUCAUUGGGGUGUAUAUUAUAUGCAUUGUGUUACUUUAAAUCUCCUUUUGAUACCGUUUACGAACGUGGUGAUAGCAUAGCUCUCGCCGUGAUGAGCGCACAUGUAACAUUUCCAGAAAAUACCCCGUAUAACGAGGACAUGCGGGUCUUAAUCUUAUCAAUGUUGAAAGUCAAUCCAAUGGAACGUCCAUAUAUAUAUAGUGUAAUAGAAAGUGUACACGAUACCAUUGCCAAAUUGGAAGGUAGAGUGUAAUUGAUGACAUAGAAUAUGCUAUAACUUAGGAUAUGAAAUAUCCUGCAAUAUUGACCUUUAAGAAAUAUCAUGCAAUAUUGAGCAAUGCAUGAUAAAAAAAAAGAAAGAGAUAGAUGUAUUAUUAAUUUAUACAGGCCUAUAAGUAAUAUGAAAAAAUAUCGUGAAUUAUAAUACAUUGACAGAUUAUAUUUGUAAAAAAGAGUUUCUCAGGUGAAAUGGUCAGGAGGAGAUUACAUCAAUAAUAAUAAAAAGAACAAAAUGGUA